GAACCGUGAGCAAGCGAACGACUCAGUCCCCGGGCGGCGGCGGCGGCGGCAGCCGGUGGGGCGCGACGGCCGGGGUGGGGGAGCUGCUGCUGCGGGGGGCAGGCGGCGGUAACGGCGGCGGUGGUCCGCACCAGCCAUGCCGAAUAAAAACAAGAAGGAGAAAGAAUCACCAAAAGCAGGGAAAAGUGGAAAAAGUUCAAAAGAAGGACAAGACAUAAUAGAAUCAGAGAUUCCCAGCAGGAAAAACAACCUUGUUGCUGCCCCGUCUGCAGUAUCUAGUAAAAUAAAAGUGCCAGCCCCUCAGCCCGUAGUGAAGAAAGACAAACGGCAAAAUUCUUCCAGGUGUAGCGCCAGCAAUAAUAGAGAACUUCAAAAACUACCAUCUUUAAAAGAUGUUCCUCCUGCUGAUCAAGAGAAGCUUUUUAUCCAGAAGUUACGUCAGUGUUGUGUCCUCUUUGACUUUGUUUCCGAUCCACUAAGUGACCUAAAGUGGAAGGAAGUAAAACGAGCUGCUUUAAGUGAAAUGGUAGAAUAUAUCACCCAUAAUCGGAAUGUGAUCACAGAGCCUAUUUACCCAGAAGUAGUCCAUAUGUUUGCAGUUAACAUGUUUCGAACAUUACCACCUUCCUCCAACCCUACGGGAGCAGAAUUUGACCCAGAGGAAGACGAGCCAACGUUAGAAGCAGCCUGGCCUCACCUGCAGCUUGUUUAUGAGUUUUUCUUAAGAUUUUUAGAGUCUCCAGAUUUCCAACCUAAUAUAGCGAAGAAAUAUAUUGAUCAGAAGUUUGUAUUGCAGCUUUUAGAGCUCUUUGACAGUGAAGAUCCUCGCGAGAGAGAUUUUCUUAAAACUACCCUUCACCGAAUCUAUGGAAAAUUCUUAGGCUUAAGAGCUUACAUCAGAAAACAGAUAAAUAAUAUAUUUUAUAGAUUUAUUUAUGAAACAGAGCAUCACAAUGGCAUAGCAGAAUUACUGGAAAUACUGGGAAGUAUAAUUAAUGGAUUUGCCUUACCACUAAAAGAAGAGCACAAGAUUUUCUUAUUGAAGGUGUUAUUACCUUUGCACAAAGUGAAGUCUCUGAGCGUCUACCAUCCUCAGCUGGCAUACUGUGUAGUGCAGUUUUUAGAAAAGGACAGCACCCUCACUGAACCGGUGGUGAUGGCACUUCUCAAGUACUGGCCAAAGACUCACAGCCCAAAAGAAGUCAUGUUCCUAAAUGAACUAGAAGAGAUUCUAGAUGUCAUUGAACCAUCAGAGUUUGUGAAGAUCAUGGAGCCUCUCUUCCGGCAGUUAGCCAAGUGUGUCUCCAGUCCCCACUUUCAGGUGGCAGAGCGAGCGCUGUAUUACUGGAAUAACGAGUACAUCAUGAGUCUCAUCAGUGACAACGCAGCAAAGAUUCUGCCCAUCAUGUUUCCAUCCUUGUACCGCAACUCAAAGACCCACUGGAACAAGACGAUACAUGGCUUGAUAUACAACGCGCUGAAACUCUUCAUGGAGAUGAACCAAAAACUAUUUGAUGACUGCACCCAGCAGUUUAAAGCAGAGAAACUGAAAGAGAAGCUAAAAAUGAAAGAACGAGAAGAAGCGUGGGUUAAAAUAGAAAACCUAGCCAAAGCAAACCCCCAGUACGCAGUGUGUAGUCAAGCGAGCACCAUGAGCCUUCCGGUGGCAGUGGAGACAGAUGGGCCUUUAUUUGAAGAUGUGCAGAUGCUGAGAAAGACAGUGAACGAAGAGGCUCGCCAGGUAAAAGUGCACAGAGCUAAGCUAGUCGGUCGGGAGGAAAGCAGUGUCAACCAUGCAGUUAAGGAAGGUGUAGAAAGACGGAAGGUGGGAAGUGAAGGUAUUCCUUACUCAGCACAGAAGGACCUGAAGAAGGACCGGCCCCUGGUGCGCCGCAAGUCCGAGCUGCCCCAGGACCUGCACACCAAGAGCGCCCUGGAGGCCCACGGCCGUGCUGAGGAGCUGGUCCCCCAGGACGGGCGCUAGCCCCGACGCUGUGUGGGCACCAGUCCUGCUCCGAUCUGUAGAAAAUACACGCUGUGUGCCAUACAAAUCAGUUACACUCAAGUCAAAGCUUUCUCCAACCCCGUUCUGUACGCAAUAACAUCCUUCCGCCUCAGCUCGAGACUAGGAGUUCAAACAAUGGUGACCACCCAGGGCCACAUGCCACCCAUGGUGUCCCCUGCACGGUCCCAAGUAAGCCGGUUUUCCAAAAUCAGAGCUAAGGAAAGCACCCUAGUCAUCAUCUUCACGUUCUCCCCAAAUGGAAUUUGCGAUCAUUUAAGAUAGGUGGUCCAAUGAUAAUAUCAAUGUUUUUCAAAUCAAAGGAGCACUUUAAAAAAGUAUUACCUAUUUUUUAAGACUUUACAACCCUUGAGAUUGUUUCCACGUGAUUGUUAACGCCAGCAGUUUCUUUCUGGGGUUUUUUGGUUUGUUUUUGUCUUUUAAUCUCAUUGAAGUGGUUCUUUGCUGUCAUCGUUCCAACACAGCUCAACUGGGAAAGUGACACGACAGUCCCCGGCCGCUGUCUUUUCCUAAGGUACUGCUUUACUUUGACCAAUACCGUGCGUACCACGUCCUGCUGCUUCUGUGUAUCGCUAAAGCCAUAUUUCCAAGUCUGCGGUCCAGGACCAGGAUCCGGGAGUGAGCUCGUAGGAGAAAUUUGUUUUAAAAAGAGCUUUCUCUUGACUGGAAUUGGAAUUUUAAAGUGAUGUGUUCGUGUUUUACUCUUUGCAGAAUGAUUUCUCUCUACUUACACGUUGUUGCCCUUGAACAAGGCUCUUCAAUUAAUAAAAUUAUAUUCUCUGAGAAUUCCACAUUUUGUAGAAAAUUAGGACGAGAUCAUUUUGAGUGAGGCCAGCUCUCGGCCUGAUGCAGGCCACUGCUGCCUUUGGGCAAAAGUAGCAGAAACAGCGCCGUGGGCAGGCACCCCCCUCCCCACAGUGUGGCCCUGAGGGCUUCGUGGAGGCGGCAGCAGCGAUGGCUUCCAAGGAGUCUCUUUCUGUUGAAAAGAGCGCACGUAAUAGAUGCCUCGUAAGGAAAAUACAGCGUCUUGAGUUUUCAUCGGUCUUCAAUGCUGCUAAAUAUUUCAGACUUCCUUGCAUGUAUUAAGCUUUUUGUUUUUGAUGGAACAGCACGAGGAGAAAAAUCUUUAAACUUAAUGCUUUGUUCGUUAUUUCUCUCCGGGUGGCCAGUAUUUUGACUUACUUAUCCUGCUUGAAAGCUAUUUGAGAUGCGUACUGCUGCUCUAAACCAGUGAUUCUAGUUUCUUCUGUCUCUGGCAUAAGAUUCUAUAACUUGAUGUUAAAUGUCUUGAUGCAUCAAAGGUGAAACGUGGCUUCUUUCAGAAUCUGUUUUUUAGUUGAGGUCUUGGGAAUCCACUCAGACGUUGUGAGAAGCAGACGUGGUUCCCUGUGCAGCUGUGGUACCUGCUGCCCGUUGGUUUCACUUAAAUCCUUUGAUGAUGUUUAUUUCCUUGUUUCCUGUAGGAAAAUCAUUUGGAGGGAGGGGAUUUCUUGUGUUCAAAGCAAGUACUAAAUUAGGAGGCUGCCCCAGCUGAAAGGGGAGAAGCCCGCUUUGUGAGGAGGAACAUUUCCUGAGAAACUUGACAAGUAUCCAUCCACUUUACCAUGAUGAAAUUUAUCAUUUAAAAAAAGUUUAGAUGCCUUCUCCUUUUGAGGGAAAAAGGGUGCUUUUUAUUGUAUAAAGCAGUGUCUUAUGUAUUUUGAUAAACCAUUGUUUGAACUUCCGUCUUUAGCUGAUAGAUUCUCAGAUAUACUUGAUUUGGAUGUUCUCAGUUAUGUUUGCGACAGAGGUUUCUGGGAAGCCUCUCCUCUUGCCCUAGGGAAAAAGCAAAAUAUCAGUGUUUGGGUGAUGUGGAAAGCUCAACGUAUAAGAACAUCUUUUUGUCUAGGUUUUACUUCUGCUCUUUAUUGAAGACAAACAUUCACCAAAAAGGGAGGGAAAAAAAAGUUUUGAGAGAAACUAAUUUUCUUUGACAAGAGUAUUAUUUAAUAUUUUGGCCUAUGAAAGUUUUCCUAGUUAGUACUCAGAUUCCCUGUGCUAAUUGUUCAACUGACAUAUUAUUACAUAGAUACACUGUUUAUUCUGUACCAAAUUGAUUUCAGAAGUACUACAUUGAAAAUAAACUGGUGACUGUUUUUCUUCAUAAAGUUCUGCGUUUGGCAUCUUCACUCUUUCUGAAAUGUAUCUGUACAUCAGAAAUGUCACUAUUCCGAGUGUCUUUUUAGUGCAGCUUUAGUAUGGCUUCCUUUUAAUAUUGUACAUACAUUGUACCUUUGUUUUAUGGUAAUGAGUAAUAAAAAUGUAGACUUCAUAUUUUGUACAAAAUGUCCUAUGUACAGAAUAAAAAAAGUUCAUAGAAACAGCAAAAAUAGGUAAGUGGCACAAUUAUUUUUCUUCAGAAAAUAUCUGUAACUUUAUGCUUUAGUGAAAU
Mesoplodon densirostris (Blainville's beaked whale) is the source of this 4454-nucleotide messenger RNA. It is a transcript of the gene PPP2R5C, whose product is annotated as protein phosphatase 2 regulatory subunit B'gamma. The transcript is spliced from 17 exons. Gene Ontology annotation, biological process: signal transduction; protein dephosphorylation. The record is from RefSeq and is a predicted model, not a curated record. NCBI's taxonomy places the organism in Eukaryota, Metazoa, Chordata, Mammalia, Artiodactyla, Ziphiidae. Gene Ontology annotation, cellular component: cytosol; protein phosphatase type 2A complex; nucleus. Gene Ontology annotation, molecular function: protein phosphatase activator activity. The coding region runs from base 137 to 1984 and encodes 615 amino acids.